ACAAGUGUUUCUGAUCUGGAGCAAAUCACAGAACAAUGGAAAGAGAUUCAUAUGAAUUCCCAAACUGAGAGUGAUGCUCAAAACUACAUUCUUGCCAACAUCAUCUUGAGUCAGAAGUCUGCAAACUCUGGAAUACUCAGAACAGUGCCAGAGCUCCAGGACAUAUUACAGAAACUUUGGGAGAGACAGAACAAAGACAGAAGCCCAGAGUUUUACCUCUUGGUGCUUAUGCUGUUUUGGCCUGAUGGUGCAAAGAAAACAGGCAACACACUAGACCUUAAAGUGUGUGUCCAAUAUAUGCGUGAGUCAUAUGAGAGAACCUAUCAGAAAUACCUUCGCUUUCGCUACCUUGUUCCUCUCUUCUUCCUUGGGAACGGUGGAGGUUUGCAGAGACUGGUUCACCAGACCGAGUUCAACAAUCUCCUCUCUGAAGAGCACGAGACUGCUGAAAUCGAAGGUCUUCAGCGUAUUGAGGGGGAGAUCAGAAAUCAUAAGGUGUUUGCUUUGAGAGGUAGAGACCAAAUUGAAGUUUCACCUCACAAUCCGGCCAGUGUGUACAAUACAGACCUGGUCUCCUUCUACCUUGGCUUUACCAUCAGAGGACCUGUUGCCUACAACAUCAGAUAUGUUAAGAAAUCUGCUCAGUUCGUGGACAAACACAAGAAGAAUAUCAUUCAGCGUGUCGAGAAGGUGGAUUUUAUCAUAGAUGACCUUCGUCCACUGAUUAGCACUGAGCAAUACUCAACCAUCGUAGCAGCUUCAACAAACAAUGAAAAAAUGGAAACACUAUACUCUGUUCUGUCAGCAGGAUAUGAAAUAAAGGACAAAUUUUACCAGAGCCUUUUAAAGAAUGAGCGAGGCCUUAUUCAACAUUUGAUUAACUUUGGCAAGAAGAGUUCCAGUUAGUUGUACAAUGUGUUGUAAUGAUGUAAUAGCGAUAUUUGAUAAACUUCAAACAGUGCUGCACUGUGCUCAACAAAUA
Onychostoma macrolepis is the source of this 982-nucleotide messenger RNA. Its product is annotated as sterile alpha motif domain-containing protein 9-like. Lineage: Eukaryota; Metazoa; Chordata; Actinopteri; Cypriniformes; Cyprinidae. The record is from RefSeq and is a predicted model, not a curated record. Gene Ontology annotation, cellular component: cytoplasm. The coding region runs from base 52 to 906 and encodes 284 amino acids. The transcript is spliced from 2 exons.